AUGAAGCAUAUAGAAGAAACACUUUCAAAAUAUCCAAAAGUUAGAAAAAUUAUUAAUCCAAAAACUGUAAUAUAUAUAUGUGAUAAACAAAUUCGUCUUAAUAAAAACUAUGAUCCAGAUCUUCUUGAACAUCAUGUUAAAAUUCAAGAUCCAAAAACUCUUCUAAAAAGAAAAGUUUGUAUUGGAUUAAAUGAUGAAAAAGUCAAACUAUACUUAUGUCAUAUAGGUUUGAUAACUAUAUUUGGUGGUGCGCCAUCUCUAGAAACUAUAGCCCAAGAAUUAUUUGGUGAUAAAAUCAAGUCAUCAUUUCAUUGGAAGGAUUUAAAACAAGAAGAAAAUAAUCGACUUAUAAAUGCUUUACAAUCACAAGCAAAAUGGAUAAAUGAUAGUACAAUGUUUUGUGUUAGAAGUACUGAUUGUUUAAUAUAUGUUGAUGGAAUUAAUGAAGUUU
Molecule: messenger RNA, 451 nt
Organism: Dentiscutata erythropus
Lineage: Eukaryota; Fungi; Glomeromycota; Glomeromycetes; Diversisporales; Gigasporaceae
Source: the annotation of a GenBank genome assembly